GCUCGCCCUGUCGGCACCGGCAGCGCCCACGCACGUCAUGCUGCGGGCCAUCCUACUCUUGGCUGCCUGCGCCUGCCUCUGGGACAUCGCGGCGGCAGGUGUGCUGGAGAUCAGGUGUGCCAAUGUGGAGGCGGGAAGGAAGGUGCUCAUCCCCAGCUCCGCCGCCAGUCUGCAGGAUGCCUGCCAGCUACGAGUUGAGAUCACUCCCGAACAGAGCGGAACGUACUCCUUCAUGCUCGGCUUGUCGGCCCUGACGGAAUUCAUUGGACGCGAAGACAUUGCCGGCUCCUACAUGGGACAGCCGAAGGUCUUUGCACUGGUGAAUAAGUCAGAGGAGUUCGCUGACAACAACCUGUACGCGAUCCGAAGCCUGGUGCUGGACGACAUCCCGCUGGCCGGGGUGCGCUCGGCGCUGGGCGCACGGUACGGCACUGUCUACCUGCUGGCCGCGCUCGACAACGGCACCCACUUCGUCGACUCCGUCUCGAUGGCUGCCUCCUUUCAGCCCCCCGACGAGAGCGGCGUGGAUCUCAAGCCAGUCAUCAACGAGAUGGACUCGUGGACCAAGGACUACGACGGCGCCGUCGUUGUCAGCUCUCUCUCGCCUCGCGUCCCGGUGCGGAUCUCGGUGGAGAACCUCGGCUCGACGCCGCUCGCCGCCCGCACCGAUCCGGACGCGCUCAAGGUCUGGGUCUAUGUCAAGAGGAUGAUGAUGGCCGAGCACACGUUCGGCUCGCCGCUGGUACCGCUGACUGAGGAGGUGGCGAUGCACAAGGGCCACAUGCCGGCGCCGGGGGAUGCGGUCAUCAGCCUGGCCAACGUGUUCGGUCAGACGGAGCCUGGCAGUCCCGCGAUCCCGGCCGGCUCGUCGAUUCCGCUGACGCUGACCGAGCUGGCCAUCUCGGACAUGGUGUGCGGAGACGCGGUGGUCUUCAUCAACGUCGACCCCAUCGGCGAGAUGACCGACACCAACAUGACCAACAACGUCGUCGGCAUCCGGGUCCGCAGCAGAUGCGACUCCACCGGCGGCCGCUGCUUCCUGUACGGCAUGCCGACGCCGGGCCGCACGCUCGUGGCGCUGCACCACGACUACAUGAACCAGCCGUCCAACAUGAUCGAGUACCGGGCGGUAAGCGGCGCCAUCCGGCCGCUCCAUCCGUUCGAGAUGACGGCCACCGAGCGGGUGUCGCUGAUGCACUCGGUGGUGCUGACGCACGCCGUCCAGGCCGAGGUCGACCGGCUCCAGGCCAUCGGCAGCUGCGACUCCGCUGAUGAUGCCGAGCCGCCCACCUGGGGCUCGUCGAUCCUGGGGCGUCUGGCGGACAGCAUGGCCAACAUCCGGGCUCCUCUCCUCGCCGUGUCGACAACCGGGAUGAACGAGUCCGAACAGCUGGACAUGGCGGCGCUGGUGGUGGAGACGGUGGGCCAGCUGCUGCAGCAGCCUGGUAGUCUGCGCACCAUCCUCAGCACCAUCAUCCAUGGCGAGGGCGACAUGCGUUCACCUGGCAUGGAAGGGAACAGACCGGGAAGGGGAGGUGGCGGUUACGACGGUGAGAAUGGAUACCCUGGCUAUGGCGGUGACGGCAAUUUCUACGGCUCUGGACACUACAGCGGCGGCUCCGGGUACUACAGCGGCGGCUCCGGGUACUACAGCGGCGGCUCUGGAUACUACAGCGGAAGCUCUGGGGGCUAUAGUGACUACAGUGGUAGCUCUGGGGAUUAUAGCGACUACAGUGGCAGCUCCGGAGACUACAGCGACUACAGUGGCAGUUCUGGAGACUACAGUGACUACAGUAGCGGAUCUGGAGGACUAUGGUGACUACAGUGGCAGCUCUGGGGACUAUAGCGACUACAGUAGCAGCUCUGGAGACUACAACGACUACAGUGGCGGCUCUGGGGACUAUAGCGACUACAGCGGCAGCAGUUCUGGAGACUACAGUGACUACAGCGGCAGCUCUGGAGACUACUACAGCGACUACAGCGGCAGCUCUGGAGACUACUACAGCGACUACAGCGACAGCUCUGGAGACUACAGCGACUACAGCUCUGGUGGUCCAGAGGUGUUCCCUCUCCCCGGGACAGGCGGCAAUGCCGGUCCUGGACCCGCGCCACUAAACGCCCGCGUAGCGCGGUCCAUCUUCCCCGGCGGCAUGGAUGUCGAUGGAGACAUGUACCAGCCGUACGCCACGGACAUGCCUAACUUCGGAUCAGGCAGCUACUCGACCUUCUUCGAGGGCUCCUACAGUCAGCACCAGGGCGGAAUGGAGGAAGAAAUGGGUAUGAGGAUGAUGGGCCCCAUGUCGCGGCUGCAGCAGUUUGUGGGCAGGGUGGCCAGUCACGUGGAACGCGGCAGCUAUCCAGACCUUCAACCUGCCCGGCUGCAUGUCCGAGGAGAUGAACAUCAACUUCCGCCGCUUCCUGAAGGCGAUCGUCUGGGGCACGUCCGUGCAGGAGAUCCCGGGCUACGAGCGGGUCGACAGCGGCUUCGUGGCGAACCUGCAGCGGCUGAUCCGUGAGCUGAGAACCGGAAAGGAGAUCGCCCUCUUCGGGGAGGGCUACCCGUCGGCACUGGAGGAGAGCAUGGGCCGUUGGUUCGAGGAUCAGAACGUCCAUCCCAUGAUGCCGCUGCCCUACGACUUCUUCGAGAGCGCGCUGCAGAAGGUCGGACAACGUCUCUCUCAACUUUACCAUCCAGCCGUGGGAGCAGUACAACGUGGCGAAGAAAAACAUGACCAUGAAGCUGCUGGGGAAGGUGGCGCGCGCGCUGCUCGCUGUUCAACCGAACCGCCGUGUUCGACAAGUUCGUCUCUGCCGCUGUUGACCUGCACCGGGAGCUGGCCAGCGGCGGUAUGGCGCUGG
Pollicipes pollicipes is the source of this 2859-nucleotide messenger RNA. RefSeq lists its product as uncharacterized. The transcript is spliced from 21 exons. The coding region runs from base 38 to 1819 and encodes 593 amino acids. The record is from RefSeq and is a predicted model, not a curated record. Lineage: Eukaryota; Metazoa; Arthropoda; Thecostraca; Pollicipedomorpha; Pollicipedidae.